AUGGAGAUGUAUCAGAUUACUUUCGCUAUGAUGGACUUUGAAAAUAUGGACGUAGCCACGAUGUUUUCGGCUUUCAUUGGGAUUUUGGUGAUUAUGGUCUCAUCAAUAUACUACUUUACCAAAAAACAAAGGGAGGAAAGCAUUCGAGAGCGUGAGGAAGAGGACAUUGCUCAGGAGGUAGAGGAAGUGGAUGAGGAUGCAAAAUUAGAUGCAACUAGAAAAGCCAACAAGCACCGAAAAAACGACCACUGGAAGCCGAAGGCCAAGGAGGCUUCGUAUGACCAUCUAUGGUCAGUGACGACUUUGAAGGGUCAUACAGCUGAUGUUACCGGCGUGGACUUCGCUCAAGAUGGAAAAAAAUUCGUCACUGUAUCUUCAGAUAGAACUGUAUUUUUAUGGGAUGUGAGGGAUUUUGAAGAAAGAGAACACAGAAGUGUGCGGCAGGUUUUGGAUUUCGAUACCGCUACUCAAGUGUCAUUCUCCCCAGAUUGUAAAAGUGUGGUGUUUGCCAUGAAGCGGUCGAAUAGACUAGCAGUAUUCAAGUUGGUGAAAAAGGAACCUGGAGCGUCGUACAAAUUUGUUCACGUUGAGAACUUAUCUUUCCCAUCAGUGCACACACUUGACAUUUCUCGCUCUGGUAUUUCAUCGAAUGGGAAGUUUUUGAUGUCGGCGUCACCUGACAACAAGAUUGCUUUAUACGAUAUUCAUGGCGAACUCUUAAAAACUUUGGAACCCAAGAUGAGUUCUCUGUUCGAUGUAGUAAUAUCACCUGAUGGUCGAUUUGUCGCUGCUUGUGGAUUUACAACGGAAGUUUUUGUUUAUGAGGUCAUCUUCAAUCGGGAAAAGGUGUUCCAAGAUGCCAAGAGAGUUUUCGAUCUAAAGGGUCACAAUUCUGGAGUUUUUGCGGUGGCUUUCAAUGCAAAUGCUUCACGUGCGGUUACGGUCUCGCGUGAUGGGUUUUGGAGAGUAGGAGAAUGGUCCUUGCUGAAGGGAGCUAGUGCAGACCGUGUUCGCUUAGCUAUUAGCCCUUCCGGUGAUAGUUUCGCAGUCUGUUGUGCUUCUACGUUGAAAAUAUUCAGCAGUGAGGAUGAACACAAAGACUUCCCAGAAUUGAAUGAUGUGCAUGGUGAUCAGCGGAUACUUGUCAUCAAAUAUUCACCAUGUGGGCGAUUAAUAGCUACUUGUGGAGACCGGUAUGUUCGUGUAUUUCGGAACAUACCUGAGUAUCACAGCCAGGUGAUGCGACUCACCAAGAAUCUGAAGGAUGUCACUGGUGACGCUCCGAGAAGGCGUAUGCUUGAGCAAAUCGAGGAGGCUAAACAGAUUCUGGAAAAGUAUGGUGUGUAA
This is a messenger RNA of Haemonchus placei, 1347 nucleotides long. Lineage: Eukaryota; Metazoa; Nematoda; Chromadorea; Rhabditida; Trichostrongylidae. The record is from the annotation of a GenBank genome assembly.